Haliotis rufescens (red abalone) is the source of this 1599-nucleotide messenger RNA. RefSeq names its product transcription factor HES-1-like. Gene Ontology annotation, cellular component: nucleus. The record is from RefSeq and is a predicted model, not a curated record. Gene Ontology annotation, biological process: anterior/posterior pattern specification; regulation of neurogenesis; regulation of transcription by RNA polymerase II. The coding region runs from base 73 to 1014 and encodes 313 amino acids. The transcript has 4 exons. Gene Ontology annotation, molecular function: DNA-binding transcription factor activity, RNA polymerase II-specific; protein dimerization activity; RNA polymerase II cis-regulatory region sequence-specific DNA binding. Lineage: Eukaryota; Metazoa; Mollusca; Gastropoda; Lepetellida; Haliotidae.
CAAGACUUCGUGCCUUCACAGUGAGCUUGAUGUAUAAGGACGGUAAUCGACAUCUAAAUUCCGAUACAUUACAUGCCGACGCUCACUCGGCUACCUGUUGCAUUGGUAGACAUUUCACUGGGAAAGUUGCUCAUUUCAACAGUCGUGUGGAUGUGUUCUUCAGAAACCAUGUCGGAUACCUGCAGUGAUGACAAGCGAUCAGGCGCCUCCUCUAGAAGGAGUAACAAACCGCUCAUGGAAAAAAGACGGCGAGCUCGGAUAAAUGAGUGUCUCGGGCAGCUGAAAUCUCUUGUCCUACAGGCUCUGAAGAAAGACAGCACGCAAUAUUCUAAACUGGAAAAGGCCGACAUCCUGGAGAUGACCGUGAAACACCUGAAGCUACUCCAGCGACAACAGAUAGCAGCGGCCAUGUCCUCCGAUCCGUUCCUGAUGGGAAAAUAUCGAGCUGGAUUCAACGAAUGUGCAGGUGAAGUCGCCAGAUACCUCGAUGCUGUUAGCGUCAAUCAUGACGUCAAGUCACGCGUUCUCAACCACCUUGCCAACUGUGUGUCUCAGAUCCCACCCGAGGCCCAAAUCCACCCGGCCCACCUACAAGCCCUCCACGUCAUCCCUCAAGCCAGCCAGCCUGCGUUCCCCGUCAACAGCCUUGGCCCGUGCACGCCGGUGUGGAACAUCGUCCCCUCGUCCGUCACUCACCAGGUCCACAGUCAACAUGCUCGUAUAAACGUUUCCCCAUAUUCCAAAAUGGACCGGCCCAGGUUUACACCGUCUCCAGAGAGUAGGUCUCUCCCUGAGAGCCGUUCCUCCCCAGAUUCAUCACCUGUGUCUUCCCCGGACUCAAAGAGUGACAUAGACCUUUCCUCAAGACGUCAGUGUGAAAUGUAUACACCUCCACACGUAUCUGCGUCGCCAUCUUUGAUUUCCGUGAAAAGAGAAAGGGAGACAACUCCGCCCCGACAAGAACUUGAACAACAGUUGGAAGUCGAGGGUGAUAAAAUGUGGCGACCCUGGUGAUGAAAACAGUUUCUAUAAAACAAGAUCACUGACUUAAUAUGCAGGUUUUAUCACAGCAGGGAGGUUGCACGUCUUUCACUUCAGUAAUAUCAUUGUCACACCGACACACACGUGUAUAUAAUAGUGAUAUCAUUGUGUCACACACAAGUGCCUUGUAUAUCCGCGAUAUUGUUCUACACACACGUUCCAUGUAUAUCCGUGAUAUCAUUGUGUCACACACACGUGCCUUUUAUAUCCGUGAUAUCACUGUGUCACGGACAUUUUGUGCCAGGUAUAUCCGUGAUAUCUUUGUGUCACACACGUGCCUUCAAUAUCCGUGAUAUCACUGUGUCAGGGACAUUUUGUGCCACGUAUAUCCGUGAUAUCUUUGUGUCACACACACGUGCCUUGAUUAUCCGCGAUAUCUGUCACUUCCACAAAUUCACGUGCUUCGUAAAUAUUGGUGACGUCACUUUUUCCACUUACCCACGUGUCUGCCGCCAGAGGGGGUUGGUUGGCUGUUGACUUUAUGGAAAGGGAAUAUUCCAAGUGCUCUCUGAGUGUAAGCUCAGAUAAUUGUGUCAAAUUAAACCACCAUUUGAAAUG